Molecule: messenger RNA, 1876 nt
Organism: Zeugodacus cucurbitae (melon fly)
Lineage: Eukaryota; Metazoa; Arthropoda; Insecta; Diptera; Tephritidae
Gene: Gr59f
Product: putative gustatory receptor 59f
Exons: 4
Coding region: 188-1453 (421 amino acids)
Biological process (GO): sensory perception of taste
Cellular component (GO): membrane
Source: RefSeq, a predicted model, not a curated record
CAUAGUACCAUGAAUGAUGACCUAGAAAUAUCGCCAGUAAAUUGAAUACUAAAAUCAAAUUAGCAUGCUUUCAUUAAUCAAAGCAUAUUAAACACUAUUAAUUGAUGGCGUUUAACUUCAAACACUUGGCGUUGCAACGUUAAAGCUCCCACCAUGCGUGCGUUUCGAUUCAGUUAUUGUACGCGGAAUGUUGCCGACGAUAGUACACGGAAGUUCAAAUAAACGAAAAAUACCGCAACGCUCGCAAUCCUCUCCGCCUUACAAGCAUGCCAGUGUCGAUGUAUUGGAAAUGCAGUUAUAUCGUGCGGUUCGUUAUUUUUUAUUGCUCUCUGAGAUUUUUGUAAGCCUACCAUAUGACGCACAUCGACAUUUGCCGACCGACAAUAAUCACAAGCCUGGAUGGCUCAUACUGCAUAUCGCUUGGGGAAUUUUUAUUUAUGCCAGUCUCCUCGUAGCCAUACACAGCGAGUACACGCAGUCCAACAUCGACUUGCCGACAAUUCAGAAACCGUUAUAUUUUGGCGAAUAUCUCAUCUACAUCGUACAUAUAUUCCAUAUUAUCUUCAGCAGUUAUUGGGCGCGUCAAAAGUGUAGGCAAUUUUUGCGUACCAUCGCCGAAUUCGAUCACACCCUGGUUUAUUUUGGAAGACAACCGAAAUAUCAAGGAUUAACGUGCUUCUUGAAAGCUCAUGUGUUUUUAGUGGUUUUAUUUGUCUUUUUCACUGCCAGCGUCGACUACUUUUACAGCAAUCGCAUUCUACUGAAUUACUCACGUAGUCUCACCGUCUAUCUGUUGCCGAACUUAAUAUUGUCCAUAUCACUCAUACAAUACUAUGCGCUGUUGUAUGCUAUUUCCCAACGCUCGAGGCGUCUAAACGAAAUCCUACAUGCAGAGCUUACGCAGAAGAAUAUCCCUCGAAUUUUAAAUGAAACCCUACAACGCGUCCGACUGCUCUAUUCAGCUAUUCAGGUCUUUACGAAGGAAGUGAAUAAAACUUUUUCAUUUACGGUGAUCUUGAUAUACGUGGGAUCCUUCACAAAUUUGUCGGUGAAUAUAUUUUUGAUCUAUAAAUAUGUGGAUGAUGAGGAUAGUCCGCCGUUCUCAUGGAUUUUCUACUCGAUUGUUUGGACGUGCAUGCACAUUGCUAAGAUGUUCCUGAUACUUUACUACAACAAUGGCAUCCAGAGACAGAACAAUAAUACAGUACUAAUAAUAAAUGAAAUUGGUGGCCAAAAUACGGAUAUGGAAGAUACAAUCACACAUUUUGUAUUACAAUUGAUCAUAAAUACGCGAACAAAUGUUGUAUGCGGGGUUGCUGAAUUGAAUCUCAACUUUAUAACAACACUUUUAACAGCCAUGUCCACCGUAUUCAUAUUUCUACUACAAUAUGACAUUACUUAUGAGGCGCUUAUGUUAACACAUAAUUCGGGGAAUCUCAAACGAGUCACUUAAUAGUUUUAAAAAUAUAAAUGUAUUUUAAUUUACUAUUAGCAAUACAAUUUUUAAUCUCACUAGUGUAAAUAACUCAAUAUUUGGGUGAAUGAAAUUAAAGAGCAAUUGUUCGUUCACGAAAGUUAGCCGAACGAAAAUAUAUUCGCGAUAAUUUUGUAUUGAAUUAUUAGUCGCAAGUGCUAAAAAGCAUAUUUAUAAUCUGGCAGCACUUAAACAGCUGUUUAAUAAACAUUGCAAUUUAACAAAAAAGCAUUUCACGUGGAAAUUGUUCGGAUAAAUAUCAAACAAUUAAAUAAUAUUAAACCAUAUACAAAUACAACUUAAAAAAGAAUUUAUUUAAGCAUGUGUGAAGUCGAGACUAUUACAAAAAUCGCCAAAACACUGGGUGUUGCAGCUGGUGAAGUGAAACUGAAUUCUGAAAAG